GUAGACCCGAUGGACGCUGGGACGGAUAACGGGUUCACCUUCACGGCACCCAACUGGCCGUCGGAACCCAAGGAGCCCGUGGCCAGGAUCACAUCCAAGAGGCCCAGUCACCCCGCCAACUCUUUCUACUACCCCAAGCUUGACAAACUGCCCUCCAUCGCCACCCUUACCUUCGUCAAGUGGCGGUUGAGGGACGCUUUCAACUGCUCGACGCCGCGGCCCCCUCUCGCUAGUGCCUCCACUGCGGUCACCGAAGCGAACACCUCCUUCGGGCCGUCGGGGACGACCUCGUCCACCUCGAACGCAGAUUCGAUCACCACCACCAGCACCACCACGACCUCUGGUCCAAUGGGCUCCCCGAUGACGGCGUCCCCGGCCGCUGAUAACGACACGUCCGAGUCAACACCUGCUCGGCAGACGAGCCCGACACUGACCUUCACCGUGGCUGAGGUCCAGGAGGCGGUCAACGGGUGCAACGACACGUGCGCGUCAGCCGCACCGAGUGGCAGCAGGCACGUCCGGGACGUGCAGGAGCGGGCCACCGCGGAAGCCGUCGGGACGACCACCGGAGGUCCCACGACGGGACGCCCAACGGAGUCCAAAACCGCGCCCUCCGGGCUCUCAACCGUCCCCAAGACCACGACAUCGCCCACAACGAAGCUCGCGGCGGACCACACGACAGCGUCUACAACGAAGCCCACGACGGGACGCGCAGUGGCGUCCACAAUGAAGUCCACGACGGGUCGCACAGUGGCGUCCACAAUGAAGUCCACGACGGGUC
Frankliniella occidentalis (western flower thrips) is the source of this 781-nucleotide messenger RNA. RefSeq names its product mucin-5AC. The record is from RefSeq and is a predicted model, not a curated record. NCBI's taxonomy places the organism in Eukaryota, Metazoa, Arthropoda, Insecta, Thysanoptera, Thripidae.